Molecule: messenger RNA, 246 nt
Organism: Enterobius vermicularis (human pinworm)
Lineage: Eukaryota; Metazoa; Nematoda; Chromadorea; Rhabditida; Oxyuridae
Source: the annotation of a GenBank genome assembly
AUGAGCAAAACACACCCACCUGAGCUGAAGAGGUAUAUGGACAAGCAGAUGGACUUGAAGUUGAAUGGUAAUCGAAAGGUUUCAGGUAUAUUACGCGGGUUUGACCCGUUUAUGAAUAUUGUUGUUGAAGAAGCAGUUGAACAUCUUAAGGAUGGCACUCAAAAUCCAUUAGGGAUGGUGGUUAUCAGAGGGAAUUCAAUCUCUACUAUGGAACCAAAAGAGAGGUUGGAAUUUGGUGGCAGAUAA